This is a messenger RNA of Drosophila takahashii, 7872 nucleotides long. It is a transcript of the gene Cht10, whose product is annotated as Chitinase 10. NCBI's taxonomy places the organism in Eukaryota, Metazoa, Arthropoda, Insecta, Diptera, Drosophilidae. Gene Ontology annotation, molecular function: chitin binding; chitinase activity. The record is from RefSeq and is a predicted model, not a curated record. Gene Ontology annotation, cellular component: extracellular region. Gene Ontology annotation, biological process: carbohydrate metabolic process; chitin catabolic process.
UCGCGCACGCGUGAAGUUCGAUGCGAAGCAAGAUAGCAAGUUAUUUAAUUUACCACUAAGCACAGUUACUUAGUGAGUGUGAGCCAAGGAAGCUAGGGCCUGGCCACAAUCAUUGUGUCGCUAGUUGAAAUCCGUCAAGUUAAUUACUGAUAACAAAAUGCGGCAUGAUGCGACAUGUAUACUCCAGGCGCUCUUUUCCAUGAUUAUUGUGAUAGGAGCGAUUGAGGCUCACAUUCGCAUUCAGGCAAAUGAGGAGCAUGUGGAUUCUAAGUUUAAGCCGGAAUUCGUUCGUUCUGCGGUAGAGAGUAUGACAGUGUAUAAUUACUCCGAGACCGUUUUUCGUUCCGAAACACGAACCGAGUUUGGAGACGUAUUUCUGCCACUGCGCAGUGCCGUGGAGGAUGUUCCCACUGUAAAUCAAAGAAACUUGGCAACGCUAGUGCAGUCUUCUGGCAUACGUUCCUUUGUGCGUGAUUCCGUAGAAUCAGCACCCAAAGACGAAGAGAAGAUCGUAAAUUCAAUCACAAAUGUGGACAGCUUUAUCAGAAAUACUGAUUUGGGGUCAAACAAUAAUAGUGGCAAGCAAACAGAUCUGAUAGAUCCAGAUGCUUUUAUAAUUUCCGAUAAAUAUGCUGCUUUCAUUACUCAAGCAAACUCAGACGACUUUUAUCCAAAGCCAUACCGUGCGGGAUCACCGCAUCAACACUUGCUCAAAACUGUCAAUAUCGAGCAACUGGAGCACAUCGAUGAACUAGACCGUUAUGCCGAUAAGCAGUUUAACAAAGCAUAUAAGCAAGAAGGUGUGCAGAAUCAACCAUACGGAGCUCUGGCACCAAUUAAGAGGAAGGACUUUAAUGUGGCUACGAAAGUUCUAUGUUAUAUGUCAAACUGGGCAUUUUACCGAACUGGAGAUGGUCAUUUUGUACCGGAGCAGAUAGACUAUAAGCUCUGCUCUGCUAUUAUCUAUUCGUUCGCAUCCCUGGACCCCGAUCACCUCACCAUUCGAGAGUUCGAUCCCUGGGUGGAUUUGGAUAACCAAUACUAUCGCCGGGUGACAUCCCUGGGAGUUCCGGUUUUAAUCGCUUUAGGUGGCUGGACAGAUUCUACUGGCUCCAAGUAUUCUCGCCUGGCCAGCGAUAAUAUCAAGCGACAGGUAUUCGCGUCAAGUGCGGCUAGCUUUCUACAGCGUCAUGGAUUCAGUGGCCUGCACCUGGACUGGAACUACCCAAAGUGUUGGCAGAGUGACUGCUCAAAGGGACCUUUAUCCGACAGGCCCAACUUGACCAAACUUCUUCGUGAAUUGCGUACCGAGUUUCAGCGUAUUAAUCCAAAAUUUCAGGUAGGAGUGGCAAUCUCCGGCUAUGAAGAGAUUAUAAAAGAAGCCUAUGAGUUUUCUGCAUUAUCAGAAAUAGUGGACUAUAUGACAGUUAUGACCUAUGACUACCAUGGCGCCUGGGAGCGUCAAACGGGUCAUGUGAGUCCGCUUUAUGGCUCAUUAUCGGACAAGUAUCCCCAGUACAAUACUGACUACACCAUGCAACUACUGUUAAAAAUGGGAGCGCGGAGAGAAAAACUUGUGUUGAGCAUUCCAUUUUAUGGGCAGAGUUUCACAUUAGAACGUAGUCACAAGAAGCUGGCAGGACCAGGCACUCCAGCCACUGGACCUGGAAAAGCUGGAGACUUGACAAAGCAGCCGGGCAUGCUUGCUUACUACGAAAUCUGCAAGCGCAUAACAGAGUCCAGGUGGAUGAGUGAUCGGGAUGCAAACCGGAGAUCCGGUCCGUUUGCCAUGCUGAACGACCAGUGGGUAGGUUACGAAGACACGACCAGUGUCGAAGCCAAAGCUCGAUAUGCGGCCAAGAACAAUUUUGCAGGAGUGGCAGCCUGGACCGUUGACCUUGACGAUUUUCGAAAUGCGUGUUGCAGCGAGUCUUAUCCCCUACUGAGGGCCAUUAACCGGGCAUUGGGACGCUUAGAUUCGGAGCCGCCUACUUUAAAGAACUGUGAGCGUCCGCCGUCGGUGAUCACACCCGUGCCACCCCAAAUGACAACGAUCAGUAGCGAUGGCUCUGCGGGAUCGGGACAGAAUCACGAUCAUACUACUUCCGGGCUGAGUUGGGAGCCUAGCACUAGUCCCACCAUCAGCACUACGAGAAAACCAAAAACAACCACAACUAAAAGACAAAAGAGUACUACCACUGCCAGCACCUCCUGGUGGAUCUCGACAACAGGACGUCCAAUCAAGCCGACAAGGACCACCACCAGACCAAUUUUGACCACGAUCCCCGUGCCUGCAGUAAUCUACCCGGUGGUGCAGGCUUCGUAUUGUAAGAGUGGCGAUUUUUACCCCGACUUAAAAAAUUGUAACGCUUAUUAUCACUGCAUUAUUGCUGGGGAGUUGCGGCAGCAAUUCUGUCCCGGCGGUCUUCACUGGAACAACCAGGCCAAGGGAUGCGACUGGCCGUCGUCUGCUCAGUGCUCAGUAAAAAGUAAAGAGGAAUCGAGUAAUGAUCGCCCAAAACCAGGAGCAACGUCUAAGAAGCCAAAGAAGACCACAACAACUUUAAAACCCAUUAGAAAAACGACCGUACGACCACUUUCAUCUGGCAGUUGCAAGGAGGGGGAGUACUACACCCACAGAUCUUGCGGCAAGUAUUACAUUUGCGUAAAUGCAGCCUUAGUACCUAGUGAGUGUGGAGGAGAGUUACACUGGGACGCAAUUCGUAAAACCUGCGACUGGCCAGAGAACGUACAGUGUGUGACAAGUAAGAAAUACUUGAAAAUUAUUCGAGCGAGUAGUGUUAACGCGGAAGAUCCUUGCAACGGCGAAGAGCGAGUACCCUAUCCAGCUGAUUGUUCUAAGUAUCUUUUCUGCUUAUGGAACCGCCUUCAGGCUGCUGACUGCCCGCCGGGACUGCACUACAGUGAGACAAUUGCUAACUGCGACUGGCCAGCAGAAGCCAAGUGCAAUCAGGAUGGUGGUAAUGGCAACGGAGGAUCAGAGCCGAGUGCAACUGCAAAGCCUCCGGCGCUAGCCAAACCAGCAACCACUACCCAAAUCCCUAACAGCCUUUUGCGUCCCACCUAUCCCACAGAAAAACCAGUACUCAAGCCCUUUGAUGGCUAUUACAAAGUUGUGUGCUAUUUUACCAACUGGGCCUGGUAUCGAAAGGGCAUAGGUCGCUACACUCCAGACGACAUUAACACGGACAUGUGCACUCACGUAGUUUAUGGGUUCGCAGUGCUGGACUAUUCCGAACUCAUUCUGCGAACCCAUGAUUCCUGGGCCGACAUUGACAACAAUUUCUACACGAGGGUCAGUAGUCUAAAAAGCAAGGGCAUCAAGGUAAGCUUGGCGCUCGGUGGAUGGAACGAUUCGCAAGGUGAUAAGUACAGUCGCUUAGUACGAAGUCCAUCAGCACGGGCUCGCUUUGUCCGCCAUGCCCUCGAGUUCAUAAAAAAAUACGGAUUUGAGGGUCUUGACCUAGAUUGGGAGUAUCCAGUGUGCUGGCAAACAGAAUGCAGUAAAGGGUUCACUGAGGAGAAGGAAGGCUUUACCGCUUGGGUUCGGGAGCUUUCUGAGGCGUUUCGACCCCGUGGACUUUUGUUAUCUACUGCAGUCUCUCCUAGCAAAAAAAUCAUAGAUGCCGGAUAUGACGUUUCCCAGCUGUCUCACUUAUUUGAUUGGAUCGCUGUGAUGACAUAUGACUUCCACGGGCAAUGGGAUAAAAAAACUGGACAUGUAGCCCCUCUGUACCAACAUCCCGACGAUGAUUUAGAAUAUUUUAACGCGAACUUUUCCGUACACUAUUGGAUCGAAAAGGGAGCACCAUCACGCAAAAUCGUAUUGGGUAUGCCGCUAUACGGCCAAUCCUUUACUUUAGAAAAUGCCAGCAACAAUGGAUUAAAUGCCAAGUCAUCCGGGCCCGGCCAAGCUGGAGAAUUCACUCGGGCCGCAGGAUUCCUUGCUUACUAUGAGAUUUGUGAACGGGUCAAUCACCAGGGCUGGAAGGUGGUCAAUGAUAAACUUGGACGCAUGGGCCCGUAUGCCUUCAAGGGAAUGCAGUGGGUGUCCUACGAUGACCCAGUUACUAUUCGAAAAAAGGCACAAUUGGUAAGGUCAUUGGACCUUGGCGGAGGUAUGGUGUGGGCCCUCGAUCUCGAUGACUUCCGCAAUCGGUGUGGAAAUGGCGUGCAUCCUUUGCUCCGUGAGAUCCAUGAUGUGCUUAAGGAUUCACCGAGUUUAUUGGAACCACCAACAACACCUUCGGCUGAAGACCAAACUGACGUAGAGUUGUCGGAAGCCAGCGGAGUAGAAGCGACUGAAAAUAUUGAGAGCGAGAGCGUGGAUGAAGGCGUAGAAACUUCGGUAGAGGGAGAACCUGACUACGGAGAGGGAAGUUUCGAAGCAGUUUUACAACCAGUAACGGAGGCCAACCAUGAGGCAGAAUCCUUAGGGAUAUCAUCACAAAACGAGAUCGACCCAAACAAUGAGGUUGAGGAGGAGAUCUUGGAAAUUGAAUACGGAGAACCUAUCCCAGGUACUGGUGUGUCCAACGACUUUAAGGUUGUCUGCUACUUUACGAACUGGGCAUGGUACCGCCAAGGCGGUGGAAAGUUCCUGCCAGAAGAUAUUGACGCAGAUCUGUGUACCCACAUUGUCUAUGGCUUCGCUGUUCUAAGCCGUAACAAUCUGACGAUUCAGCCUCACGACUCCUGGGCGGACCUAGACAACAAGUUCUAUGAGCGGGUUGUGGCCUACCGCAAAAAGGGAGUGAAGGUCUCCGUGGCCAUUGGUGGUUGGAAUGACUCUGCUGGCGACAAGUAUGCCCGACUUGUAAGAAAAUCUGAGGCACGAACGCGGUUCAUCCGCCAUGCUUUGGAAUUCAUCGAGAAGUAUAAUUUUGACGGACUGGAUCUGGAUUGGGAGUACCCUGUGUGCUGGCAGGUGGACUGUAAAAAGGGUACAGCAGAUGAAAAGAUUGGAUUCACUGCCCUGGUACGGGAGCUGUCGGGUGCCUUCCAAGCAAAAGGCCUGAUCCUCUCCGCUGCCGUAUCACCCAACAAAAAAGUUGUGGACGCCGCUUACGAUGUUCCCGAGUUGUCCCGCUACUUUGACUGGAUCUCUGUGAUGGCCUAUGACUACCACGGCCAGUGGGACAAACAGACUGGUCACGUGGCGCCAAUGUACAACCACCCCGAAGGAACUGUAAACUUUAAUGCGAAUUUUUCGAUGAACUAUUGGAUAUCAAGAGGAACUGACCGACGGAAGCUUAUAAUGGGUAUUCCUAUGUACGGCCAGUCAUUCUCUCUGGCUGAGAAGGCUGAGCACCAGCUAAAUGCGCCUACAUACGGCGGCGGGGAAGCAGGGGAUGCGACAAGGGCUAGAGGGUUUCUGGCAUACUAUGAGAUCUGCUUGAACAUCCGCCAGCGCAGGUGGAACGUUGUGAGGGAUGCCAGGGGUCGGAUGGGACCCUUCGCCUACCUAGAAGAUCAGUGGGUCUCCUUUGACGAUACACAUAUGGUUCGACACAAAAGCGAGUACGUCAAGGCUAUGGGACUUGGUGGUGCCAUGGUCUGGGCACUUGAUCUGGACGACUUUAAAAAUUACUGUGGAUGUGAAUCUUACCCCUUGCUAAAAACCAUAAAUCGCGUGCUUCGAGGUUUAGGUGGUCCACAUGAAAAAUGCGUGCUUGAGCAACGAGAGAAGACGACUAUUGCAAGCGCCAGUCCGUCCACUGUUAACUCGCAAAUAGGAACUGAUCUAUCCCCUGCUCCUGCCAUACAGAAUGCACCUCUAAGUAACCCUAGCCAGCCGAACCCAGCCAUUAUAUGCGACGGGAAAAACUAUUUGCCCCACGAACUCGAUUGCAAUAAGUACUACAUCUGCCAGCAUGGAAUGCAAGUAGAGCAACGGUGCCCUGCGGGUCUUCAGUGGAAUGAGAACUACUGCGACUGGCCGAACAAUUUUAAGUGCUCGGUGCGAUCUGAUCAGACCACCCAACCGCCAAUAAUGUAUCACCCGAAACCUACUAGCACCUUUGCGGAGCGUCCAACAACCAAUGAGCCUCUUAUCCCGAACAAUAUUUCGCACCCGAAUCCAAUAACACCUUCUCACUUGGGCAGUGGCGAAGCUUACAAAGUGAUCUGCUAUUUUACCAACUGGGCAUGGUACAGACCGGGUCAGGGCAAGUAUGUUCCCGAGGACAUAGACGCUAAUCUAUGCACCCACAUCAUCUACGGCUUUGCGGUGCUUGAUAGCAAUUCGCUGACCAUUAGGACUCAUGACAGCUGGGCGGAUAUCGACAACAGAUUUUACGAGCGCGUGGUAGAGUACAAGCAAAAGGGACUUCGCGUUUUGGUGGCCAUAGGAGGAUGGAAUGAUUCGCUGGGCAGCAAGUAUGCGCGCCUGGUUCUUGACUUACAGGCUCGAGCACGCUUUAUCGCAAGUGUGCUUAUAUUUGUAGAAAAGUACGGCUUUGAGGGUCUGGACUUAGACUGGGAGUACCCGGUGUGCUGGCAGGUGGAUUGUGCAAAAGGUGAUCCAGCGGAAAAGCACGCAUUUGCUGCUCUGGUGAAGGAACUUUCGGAGGCCUUUAAGCCAAAGAGCCUGCUCCUUUCGGCAGCGGUUUCGCCAAGUAAAAUAGUAAUCGACGCCGGAUACGAAGUGUCCAAGCUGUCUCGAUACUUUGACUGGAUCGCCGUAAUGACGUACGACUUCCACGGUCACUGGGAUAAACGGACAGGUCACCUUGCUCCGCUUUACCACGUAGAAGGUGAUAUCAAUCCACACUAUAACGGAAACUUUAGCAUACACUACUGGCUAGACCGGGGCGUUCCCGCGAGCAAGCUGAUUAUGGGAAUGCCAAUGUACGGCCAGUCCUUUACGCUGGCUGAUCAAAGCCACUCGUUAAUAAAUGAUAAGUCCGUAGGUCCGGGGAAGGCAGGAGCCUACACUCGAGCUGGCGGAUUUUUGGCGUACUAUGAGAUCUGCGAAAUGAUCGGAAAUGGCGGCUGGACUGUAGUACGGGACAUAGAGGGUCGCAUCGGACCCUACGCCCAUAGUGGCAACCAGUGGAUCUCUUACGAUGACGUAUCGGACACUCGGCGGAAGGCGGAGUUUAUUAAAAGACUUAGCCUAGGUGGUGGGAUGGUAUGGGCCCUUGAUCUGGACGACUUUCGCGGCCGCUGUGGUUGCGGCAAACAUCCAUUGCUCAGGACUCUCAGUCAGGAGCUGCGAGACAUCCCCGGCCAACGUGCAAAGGAUUGCACAUAAUAUAUAGUCCCUUCUUUUGCUGCUGGAUUGCCUUGCACUUUAUUUAAAUUUAUUUUGAGCGGUUAUAUACACUUGUACCCAGAAUAAAUUGCCCUUUAUACGAAUUUUGUUUUGUAUUGACUAAUGGUUCACAGCUUAUUCCAACCAGUCUACACCAAAAACUUUAUCACCCCUCAAAAACUAAACAAAACAUGUUAUCAUAAUGAUUAAAGCGCCGAAUACAUCUAUAAUGAUACACAUUAGUGUUCACUCCAGCCGUUGCAUUUUUCUGAUCCAUUCCCAUCUUACUCCAGCCAAUGUCGCCUACUACAUACUUGUAGUCUUAAAGACAGGCGUUUAAUAGCGCGCCUACUCUUCGUGAAUGACUUAAUUAUUGGUAACAUUGAUAGUCCUUUCCUUUUGAGUUUAAUUACCUUUAAUGCCCCAGCCAGGAAUCUCCGUACCAUGGUCCCUUUUUUUGAAAGUGCUGCUAGGACCAAUUAUGCUCGGAAUGAACCACUUUUAAGGGCUUUGAGUUUAUUUAACUCCCUACCACCCAGCAUCCGGUUAUGUUGGGGAUCCAAGAAAGACAUGCUUAGGCAAUCACUUAGGGAAUA